AGCUAGGCACGGUUCCCUGCACUGGAUUGUGUGCCUUUGGCAGUCAGUAGCACAUCUCUGGCAAGUGGAACUCGGCUUGUUGCUGCAAGCAAAUCGUUUUCUCUCUUGAUCUGAAAAGAAGGAUAUAUUGGAUGCACUGUACUCUUUAAAACAUACGUUGUCUACAGCUCUGGUUUACGGAUGGAAGCACUGAAGGGAUCUUGCUGAAUAGAGACACAGCAGGUCAUUUGAGCAAGAAACAAAAGUAUGAAGGUGGAAAAUAAUAUUAUGAAGACUUGGCAAUCAUGGGAGUUGGAGUUAAUGCAAUAACAAUCUCUACAUAGAUCUGCAACCUUGGGUAUUCACACUAUCAAGGGUACACCGUCCUUCACAUGCAGUCUGCAUGACAACUUUGGACAAGGCAAUUGAAAGGUUGUACAUUUUAACCAAGGACGACAAGUCACUGCUUGUAUGACUUCCACCAGCUGGCAAACAAUUUUUUUUACUCCAGAAAAAAUGAUCUGUUCAUUCAGAAGUUAAGUGUAGUGAUUGUAAAAUCCUUAAGGACCAAUCGCUUACUGGAGGGAAUCGGGCCAAGAUGAAGGACAUGUUGUUUGCUGUUCAUGUUUUUGUUGUCGCAGUGACUGCUUUAGUACACGCUGUAGAGAAGAAAGUGGACUGUCCCCAGUCAUGUGUUUGUGAAGUAAGGCCGUGGUUCUCCCCAGAAUCCAUUUAUAUGGAGGCUCCUACAGUCGACUGUAAUGAUGUAGGAGUUUUUAUUUUACCUCAGAGAUUACCGUCUGACACCCAGGUUUUAUUGCUACAGACUAACAAUAUUGCAAAAAUUGAAAAACCUGUCGACUAUCUGACCAACAUCACUGAGAUAGACUUAUCUCAAAACAAUUUAUCCUCAAUGAGUGAUAUCAAUCUAGGACAUCUGCUCCAACUUUUAUCUCUACACAUGGAAGAAAACAAGUUAAACAAUCUGCCUGACAACUGUUUGCCUGGACUGGCCAAUCUUCAGGAACUUUACAUCAAUCACAACUUAAUCUCUGUUAUUGCACCUGGAGCCUUCAAAGGGCUUCAGAACCUCUUCAGGCUCCACCUUAAUUCCAACAGGUUGCAGAUGAUCAACAGUGAGUGGUUUGAGGCAAUUCCACGGCUAGAGAUUCUCAUGAUUGGGGAGAAUCCAAUCAUCAAAAUCCAAGAUAUGAACUUUAAACCACUUAUCAAUCUGCGCAGCCUGGUUUUAGCAAGCAUGAAUCUUACUGAAAUACCUGACAGCGCUUUAGUUGGUCUUGAUAAUUUGGAGAGCAUCUCAUUUUAUGACAACACAUUUACUAAAGUGCCCCAUUCUGCUCUUCAGCAGAUUCCAAGCCUAAAAUUUUUGGAUCUAAAUAAAAACCCCAUACAAAGAAUAGAGAGAGGUGACUUCCAUGAUAUGCUACACUUGAAGGAGUUAGGAAUAAACAACAUGCCUGAACUGGUAUCUAUGGAUAGCCUCGCUUUAACCAAUUUGCCGGAACUGACAAAAAUAGAAGCAACAAAUAACCCUAAGUUAUCAUAUAUCCAUCCAAAUGCUUUCUACAAACUCCCCAGACUUGAAACAUUGAUGCUCAAUAGUAAUGCUCUCAGUGCCCUGUAUCGGAUUACAGUAGACUCUCUACCUAACCUUAGAGAAGUAAGCAUGCACAGUAAUCCGAUCAGAUGCGAUUGUGUCAUCCGUUGGAUAAACAUGGAUAAAACUAAUAUACGAUUUAUGGAGCCUGAUUCUUUGUUUUGUGUUGAACCACCUGAGUUUGAAGGCCAGCAUGUAAAACAAGUCCUUUUCCGAGAAAUGAUGGAAAUAUGCCUUCCUCUUAUUGCCCCAGAGAGUUUCCCUCCUCAAAUUAAUUCCUACAAUGGGAGUUCCAUUUCUUUACACUGUAGGGCAUUUGCAGAACCAGAGCCCGAAAUUUACUGGAUCACACCUUCAGGCAAAAAGGUCUUGCCCAACACAUUUACUGAGAAAUACUACAUGCAUCCAGAAGGAACCUUUGAAAUAUAUGAUAUUACAGAACAUGAAGCUGGUUUAUACACCUGCGUUGCCCACAACCUUGUUGGCGCAGAUUUAAAAACUAUUUUGGUAAAAGUUGAUGGAUCUUUUCCACAGCCUACUAAUGGGUCUUUGAAUGUCAACAUAAAAGACGUGAAAACUAAUUCAGUUGUGGUAUCUUGGGAAAACUCUCCUAAGAGUUUAGCAUCUAAUAUUAAAUGGUCCACAACGAUGAAAGUAAAUGCACCAACUGUCACCUAUACAGUCAGACUCCCAGCAGAUGUGAAGGUUUACAACCUAACCCUUCUAAACCCAUCAACAGAGUACGAAGUAUGUGUGGAUGUCCCCAGCAUCCACCAGCAGAAUGACAAGACAUGUGUCAAUGUCACAACAAGAGGAUUAGACCUUGCAGUGAAAACAAAAGAAAAGUGGAGCACAGCAACAUUAAUUGCAGUCCUUGGAGCACUCAUUGGUGUAGCUUUCAUGUCUUGCCUCAUAUGGUAUGUAGCUUUUAAGAGAAAGUGCAUAUUAAGAAAUCACUUUUUAAGCAAUUCCCAGCCAAAAAAGCCAACCAUUCCUUUAGAUGAGUUGUACUCUCCACUUACCAGUCUUUGGGUAUCUGAAAAGGGAAUGGGUUCAGCUGUAGAAGUAAAAACCACAGUAAUAGAUGUGUCAAACAAUUUCUUAUAAGAAAUAACUAAGUCAUUUGGCUUUUAUAUACAAAAAAAAAAUGAGAGGCGUGGGGAAAAAGCACAAGACUGCAUUCACUGUGCUACGUUAACCUUGGUACCAACUUUUGGAACAUUUUACUACAGCGUUGGUCCACAAGGAAUGGGAAUAUAAUUUGUUAACAGCUUACAUAUUCCUAAAAAUGACAUAGAAAGAAAGGUACCAGAGCAUACUGUUUGCAACAUUACAUUGAAUGUGAUAUUCCUGGGUACUGGCCAUAUGAAUCCUGCAAAUGGAAUAAAGAAAACAAGAAAACAUUGUCUCUGUUACUGACUGUUAUAUAUGUAAAGAGUAGUGGAGCUAUCCUAGUGGUCCUGAGCAAUAUUGUAUGUGCUGUAUUAUAAACAUAGGCAAGUGAAAAUACCACAUGUCGUGUUCUAACAAAGAAAAUCCAGUAAACUAGAGGAUACCAGUGACUAUGAUGUGAAACACUUUUUAUGAAAUAAUAUACAUUUUUGAAAAAUAAAUAAAACUGUGGUUUUUGCCUUUUCAUUUAAAAGCAAAGUGAAUGAUCCAAACCAAACAAGAACUGUGGGCCCUGUUCAUAAAGGUUUAACUCAUGAGCUAUAAAAAAAGGGCUACUUGUUUUAAGCUAAUGAGUUCAUUACAAAUGGAUAUUACUGGAAGGGUAAAACGAUUUUCUUUUUUUGUCAAGACAAAAAAAACAUGGAAGAGUAACUAAGCUUUGUGAAUCUGUUCCAGUUUCUCAUCCAAAUCUUUUAAUUUCACUGUAUAUUAAAAUUCUACACAAUCUUAUCACUGGAAAUGAUCUGGUGUAAAUAACUAGAAAGAACAGUACAUGGUGGGAUGUCUGAUAAGCCAAAAUCAUAAAGCUAGAUUUCCAGUGAAAUACUCCGGGUCUGGAGUACAAGGAAAUAAAGGAUAAAGGACAAGGAAUAAAAGCAUUAUUAACCAGCUGCUACAGAAAUGAAGAGAAAUGGCUGAAAUAUCCAUUCCAAAAAAGUUUCAUAAAACAUUAUAUUGUACAAGUAGAACACUGAAUUCUAUAAAAACUUGAAAAAGCAAUUUACAAAAUAUUUUGAAACAAGUGCUGCAGGGGCAAAAGCAGAUUGCUGUUCAUUUACUGUAUUUUGUCAUGCUUUUGGCUUUAAAAUUGGGCCCUAUAACAUGUAGAAUGUUUUUUUUAUUUUUUUUAACACAUGUGAUAGUUUUGAUAUUUGUAUGUACUGGAUCAUUACUCAGCUGGGGGUAUCACUACCACUGUAGUUUUACUGCCCAUCACUGAAAAAGUUUCUAGCUUGCCAACUGAACAUCACACUAAUAUGCGUUCGGUGUAAAUAAUAGCCCUUCUCAAUCACAGCUAUUGUUCACAUAGUAAAACAUAGCAACCUGUUUGAGAGAUUGAAUAGUUUAUAAAAGCAAGUAGAAUUGUGUAUUCUGAUGUCUGCAGCCAUUGCCAUUCAUAACAACAUCAUUAUCUACUUCCCUGUAAUGGUUUUACUAAAAAAUAAUAACAAAUCCAAAUUGGCUCAUCCAUUUUACUGCUACUUUGAGAAAGCCAGUAACAGAGAAUAGAACUGCCACAACCUACUUCUGUUUCACAGAUUUAUCUCAGAAGCAAUAGGAACCAAGUUUGUAUCUAACUCUGUAACUAUAUAACCAUUUAACGAUAUUUUAUCAACAUAUUUCAAUCAUGAUUGCUACAUAAGCUUAUUGAGACCAUUGCCUGUUGGAGGGUUGUGCAUGUAACAAAAGAACACACGGGAAAAAUGGAGAUAUUGGCAAUAUCCCCAUUAAUAUGUAACCUGCUUGAUUUUUUUGAGGAUGCAACACCGACAAUGGAUAAUUGCAAAGCAUA
Messenger RNA from Polyodon spathula (Mississippi paddlefish), 4562 nucleotides. Its product is annotated as leucine-rich repeat neuronal protein 3-like. Lineage: Eukaryota; Metazoa; Chordata; Actinopteri; Acipenseriformes; Polyodontidae. The transcript is spliced from 2 exons. Gene Ontology annotation, molecular function: protein binding. The record is from RefSeq and is a predicted model, not a curated record. The coding region runs from base 578 to 2704 and encodes 708 amino acids.